This is a messenger RNA of Nicotiana tabacum (common tobacco), 486 nucleotides long. RefSeq lists its product as uncharacterized. The record is from RefSeq and is a predicted model, not a curated record. Lineage: Eukaryota; Viridiplantae; Streptophyta; Magnoliopsida; Solanales; Solanaceae.
AUGAGAUGGAGGCUCACCUCGGGGGUUUUGCGUGAUAAGAAUGUGCCACCUGCACUUAAGGGCACGUUCUACAAAGUGAUGGUUAGACCGACUAUGUUAUAUGAGGCUGAGUGCUUGCUCGUCAAGAAAUUCCAUGUCCAGAAGUUGAAAGUCGCCAAAAUAAGGAUGUUGAGAUGGAUGUGUAGAUAUACCAGGAAGGACAAGAUUAGGAAUAAAGUUAUUACGGAUAAGGUAGAAGUGGCAUCUAUGGAGGACAAGUUGCGGGAAUCUAGGUUGAGAUGGUUCGGGCAUGUGAAAAGGAGAGACAUAGAUGCUCCGAUGAGAGGGUGUGAGAGGUUGUCCAUGGCAGGUCUGAGGAACAAAAGGGAUAGUCCUAAGAAGUAUUGGGGAGAUGUAGUUAAGCAAGACAUGAUAUUGCUCCAGCUUAUCGAGGAUAUGACCCACGAUAGAAAGGUGUGGAGGUUGAGGAUUAGAGUUGUAGGUUGA